Molecule: messenger RNA, 4652 nt
Organism: Elaeis guineensis (African oil palm)
Lineage: Eukaryota; Viridiplantae; Streptophyta; Magnoliopsida; Arecales; Arecaceae
Source: RefSeq, a predicted model, not a curated record
CCGGCCGAGCCAGCUGUGGGAGCUUAACCACGCUGUUCCCCGUCUCACACGUGCCCAACCGAUAACAUGCCUUCCAGACCAGCGUCGUGCUCGGUGCUCCCAGUUGAAAAGAGCAAGGGACAAAGAAAUCGAGACAGUGUUGCUUCCUUCCGCGGUUGGCCAAUGGCCGCCCCAGGCGUCGCGUCCACAAGCCUGGUCGCCCGCGGUACAAGCUCAGAAGCAGUCUCGUCGAGACUCCCGAGCUGAAAAAUUUCACGCAUCGGAUGAGAUUCCGAAGGGAUGCUCAUCCGGCCUCAGGGGGGCCACAUCGUGCGGCUGGAGUUCAAGCGGCGCCUCGAGAAGGACGCCGACGCCCGAGGGGUGCAGGGUGCCGCCGGCGCGGCCGGUGCCGGAGACGAACGGGGGACUGGAGUAUUUUCUGGACAUCGAAGCUCGGAAGCUUGAGUUCAAGAAUCCAGAUCGCGAGGUUGGCCUUGGAGAUGGAGGAUAGAUUAAUUGAGCUGGAAGUGAUACAGAAAGUUUUGCUUAGAGGGUACAGAAAGAAGCUGCAGCUUUCAUGGAGAAUGUCCGUUCAACUGUUCUGAAGUAUAUCACGAUAUGAGACAUAAACAAACAUUUUAAUUGUGCAGGCAUGCAGAGAGAAAUUGAUGACAGGGCUGGCCCGUCUAACAUCUGAAGCCCAAAAAGGACCACUCAUGCGAGGCCGACUGGAAAGCCUGUGUCCCAUCCUGUGGGCCCACCGUGUAACGUAUAUGGCGCGAUGACCCCAAACUGGCCGUCCGCUGCACUUGUCACAAUACUCGAUCCCUUUAUCGUGCGUCGCCGUUCCCCCCUGUUCCCUCGGCUUCCCGGGGACAUGUUCGACUGUUCGUCAAUAAUUGAAAGUUCUCGGAAACAAUGAGAAAUUCCUUUCCUAGUGAAAUUCUCAGUUGCUGCCACGUAGGAGGUAUAGAAAUUUCGCGAGAGAACAUGAGAUCGCAGCAGAACGCAUACUUCCCCGUUUAGUCCCGGACCGAAAAAUCCCGCUGCCCGUUUAAAAUCCCGCGACGGGCGGAAGGACCCCACGCAUUUGGGGCCGGUCGAUGCGUCCCUUCGCGCGGCAUAUAUCCUCCGCCAGAUCUCCAUCGCACGGUCCACACCAGGCGGUGAAAUGUUACCGCUUCCUCGCUCUCUCCCCACUUUUUUUUUUUUUUUAAAGGAAAAAGAAAAACAAACCCUAGAUCGUUCGUGCUGCCGCCUCUAUCUUCUCUCUCUUUAUAUCUCUCUCCCCCCCCCCCCCAUCUCUUCUCUCUCAUCCGACUCUUCGUUGCUACAACGCCGAAUUCGUGAAACGCCAUAACCGCCAAGAAUUUGAAAUAGUGAAAGACGAGGUGAAAAAGAAAAGGAAAGGGGGAAAUUUCCCAAAAGGGGCGAAAGAGGGAAGAACAAAGGGCAUUUCAUCGGAUCGUCGGUAGGGAUCCGGUCACCAUGGACGUCGUCGAGGGGUGGUGAUGGGAUCUCGCGAUGGGUGGUCGCCGGACGCCGAUGAGAACGCCGACGAGCGAUGAGACGGCAUGCGAGAUCUGAGAACCGCAAGAUCGUACGGAAGCUUGGGGAGCCGGCCGGGGAGGCGGAGGGAGCAGCGGAGAUCGGGUCGAGGAUCUUCCCCUUCCGGGCGCCGCCGGCGUCGAUGCCGUCGGUCGGGACGCGGCGGUCGACCAGGGUGUUCGUCUCCAAGGCCGCGGCCAAGGCCGGCGGCGGUGGCGACGGGGAACCCGUGGAGAGGGUUCUCCGCUCCGGGAAGCGCCUCACGGUGUCGGAGCAGGCCCCGGGGAAGAAGACGGACGGUGGAAGCGGCAACGGGGUCCAGUGGCUGCGUUUGCUCGGUGGCGGCGGCGACACGGCGGACCUACAGUGGUGGAAGGGGGAGGGCAAGAAGGUGGAUCUUGGGGUCGGGGAUGAGUGGCGCGAGCCUGCAGCGCCAGAAUCCGCCGGUGGAGCGGAUGAAUCUGUCAAUCGAAGGGGCUCUAUGGAUUCUCCCGAUGGUGGAAAGUUUGGGAUUGCUUACAGCCGGAAGCGGCGGAGGCCACGGUCAGACGAUGCGGGAUCUUCUCUUUCUGGAGUAGGGGACAGGGACUCCGAGAAGGAUCGGAAGUAUGGAAUCGUUUUUGCGCGGAAACAGCCUAGGAAAAAGCCCAAGGUGGAACCUUUAGUUCAGGAAGUCUCGGGAGAGACAGGAAAAAUUGAUAGGGAGCAAGAAGAGAUCUCAAGACGAACAGGUAGAGAGGGGGACGAAAUUAGGGUAACAGAGUCUGCAAGAGACUUUGCUGAAAAGGUGGGCAUUUCAGAGAAUGAUAUCUGGACUGGCUUGAGUGGUUCUAUGGUGCUCGCCGUGCUCAUAGAUUCCUCCUGUGGCAGUAGUUCACAUAAAUUUUCGCGUCUCCUUAUCUCUGUAGUUAGCUGGAUGAAGAGAGCUCGGGUGAGAUUCUGGCAAUUUGCUGCUUUUCUUUUAUCUGAAGCAAUAGCCAAUGCUUUCUCUCUAAAUGGCGUCCAUUUCUUACCAGCUCGGCCCCAUAAAAAUAAUAUUUUCUUCAGCACUCCUAUACCUGCUUGUGGACUUUGCAAGAUGUAUGGUGCCAGACAGUUUAUACCUAUGUUGUCUCUUGAUUUUUCUGCCAUUCCGUUCUUCUUCAAGAGUUUGCAUGUUGGAAUGGUUCUUCGUUCUCAGUAUUUGCCAGGAGUUCUUGCAAGAUACAUAAUGGGUUUGCACACGAGUUUUCCUGUGGCUGUGCGAUUUGAAGAAUAUGAUUCUCAUAUUCCUUGGGAGACAGGUUAUUCAGGAACUGAAAUCCCUGUUUCUGUAAUUACUGCUGUGAAGAGGAAUGAAUCACAUAAUGCUUUGGAAAGCCCUAGAUCAGUUGGACGAAGUGCAGUAAUUUUGCAUGGCUCAAGGCUACGCAAACAUCAGAGAAAAAGGAGCUUCUCUAGGCAUUCCAGAAGUCGCCAUCCUUUCUUAAUGAAUUCACAUCCUGGUUCAUUGCGAUCUGAUCUGAACAAUGUUGGAGUUUCUCCAGAAGCCAGAACACUUUCCCUAAGGGACUCCUUUGUGGAGCCUCUCCAUGUGAAAACAACUGAAUCUUGUAUUAAUGAUUUUUUAAGUGGUAGAGAUGAUAGUGAUGUCUCUACUCCUCUUGGAUCUCAUGAAAAGCACAGGAAGUCAUCUAUGAAGAGCCCCAUUGAGUUUAAGUUGGCUUUGGUUGAGCUGAAGCAAAACAUGGACUUGGCACAUUGCCGUGCAAAUGUCUUGGUUACUGUUACUGAUAGGUGCUGGAGGGAAGAAGGGGCUAAUGUUAUGUUGGAAUUCUCACAUUCUAAAGACUGGUGCAUAGCAGUGAAGGUAAGGGGCAUGACAAGGUACCUGCAUAAACCUCAAGAUAUGAGGCCCUGUGUUGUCAACCGUUUUACUCAUGCCUAUAUGUGGAGUGGGGAAGAUGGUUGGAAGCUUGAGUUUUGUGACAGGUGGGAUUGGCUUGUGUUUAAGGAAUUGCAUAUGGAAUGUCGUGAACGUAACUUACAGAGUUCGCAGGAUGGCUUUACAAAGACAAUACCAGUGCCAGUGGUUUGUGAAGUUUCGGAUUAUGAGGAUGGUGCCAUGGCUUCUUUUGUGCGCCCUGAUUGUUACAUCAGGAUGAUGGAUGAUGAAGUUGGGCGAGCUUUAGCAAGCAAUGUUGCCAUAUAUGAUAUGGACUUGGGGGAUGAAGAGUGGCUCAACCAGCUAAACACUAGCUCUUCUGAUGUGGAUAAUAGUGGUUUUAGUCACAUUUCAGAUGAAACUUUUGAGAAAAUAGUAUCUGUCUUGGAAAAGGAUGCUUAUAACAAUCCCAAUGACAUUUAUAAAAAAGAGAGGGCAUUGGAUCUUUGCCAGGAUUUGGGGAACAGGGAUAUGCUGGCUGCUGUGUAUGAUUAUUGGGUAGAAAAGAGGAACCAGAAGCGUGCAGCUUUGGUGAGGGCCUUUCAGUAUGACAUCCCAACCCCGAGGAGAGCACAAUUUAUACAGAGACCAUUGUUUCGGAAAAAAAGAUCUUUUAAGAGACAACGUAGCCAGUAUGGAAGAGGGAAGCCAGAAUUCUUCUUGGAAGCUGGAGCUAAAGAGGAGGCUUCACAGAGGAGGGUCCAAGAAGCAGAGAAUGCGGCUGACAGGGCUGUUGAAUCCGCAAUCCAACUCCGUACUAGGGCUCAAAUGCUCAUGUCCAAUGCCGAAUUGGCUGCAUACAAGUCUGUCAUGGCUCUUAAGAUAGCCGAUGCCAUCAGGGUAUCAGAAUCUCCAGAUCUUGCUUCUUCAGUUCUUGAUUGAAUGGAGUUGGAUAUACUGCACAGCAGCGAUGUGAAAACUGUCAUUCCAUUUGGCUGAAAGUGAUCAAUGUCCAUUGUUGCCUUUAUCGCCGUAGUGGGAUUCUGGCUGAUUUAAGCUGUGGGGCGGUUUUUGAAAGCCAAUUUUGGGGCAGGGUUUCAGGAACCCUGCAGAUGAAAAACUGUAAUUUUGUAUAAAUGGUAGCUGUCCCUAGAUUUUGUAUUUGUAUCAUUAUCUCAUUUGUAACACCGAAUUCUUGUGAUUCUCAAGGGAUAAAAAAAGGAAUACGGAAAAUCAAAUGACUAGAAGCAUUGGUUGAUCA